ACUACCAAGUAUUCCCAAACCAACCAUUUCGAACAUGACGAACCAUUAGUUUCAGUCGACGAAAAAAGUAUUUGUAGUUAGCUUAUGGCUCUGCAAUGUGUCAUAAAGCCCAAAAUGUGGUUGGGUCUUAAGCAGAUCCUACUCUACGUGGGCCUCCUGCUCUGUGUGGUCCUUCAGGUCUGCAGGAGCAAAGCCCAACAGCAGAUGUUCUGCCCCACUGUUUGCCACUGCGAUCUGCAUGCCCAGCGAAAUCGAGCGAUAUGCAGUGCCAAGCGUUUGAUAAGCGCCAAUAUAGAAAUGCCCAAAACGGUCGAGCUAUUGGACCUGAGCUACAAUGAUAUAACCUCUAUAGAUGAUGACUCCUUUGAGUCCACAAUCCACCUGCUAAACCUCACGCUGGCCCACAAUGCCAUCCACACAAUUUACGGUGAUGCCUUUUCGGAGUUGAGCAGACUUCGCUACCUUGAUCUUUCGUACAAUCGCCUGGAGCAGAUCGAUGAGCAUAUCCUAGAGUCCAAUGACCAACUGAUACAUCUCAAUCUGGAGGGCAAUAAGUUGUCCACCCUGGGUAAAGGACCUAUUUUGAGGAGUCCAUCGCUUCGCUCACUCAACCUGCGCAACUCGCAGGUAAAUCAGCUGGGGAACCAGCUAUUGAGUGCUCUACCCCAACUGCGUCAGCUGGAUUUGGCCCAGAACCUUCUGUUGACUCUGAGUCCAGGUGAUUUCCAUGCCCCGCGGUAUUUGGCCUCCCUGAAUGUGGAGGAAAAUCCGUUCAAUUGUGAUCGAGCUUUGGCCAAAGUAGCCACCGGAUUAAGACAACGUGGAGUGGCUAUUUUCAUGAGCGAUUGCGUGGAGGAAGAGGAGGAGGUGCAGGUUCAGCAGGAUGAGGUGGAAGUCCAGGAGGUUGCUAAGAUGAAGUUCGAACGCAUGGAACACGUAGAACUCAGCACCCAAGGACCUCAGUCCGUGUUGUCCAUCUGGAGGGAGUUGGACUCUAGUGAGGAGCAGGACAGCGAUGAGGACGACGACCAGAUGUCAUCACUGAGCGAUGUUUGCGAGGGAAGUCGUGAGAAACUCUGCAUGAGAUACCGCACCUGCUUGGAGCGGGUUAGCCAUGAACUCCUGGCUGGUGGACACUCCCAGCUGGAAGAUGAAAUCAUACGCACGCAUUCCUACGACGAGGAUGACCUCAAGCUGGCCUUUGUGGUGGGCGGGGCCACGGGUGUCUGCAUGGUCAUCUUCAUCAUCACCUGCGCCCUGUGCCUCAAGAGCUGCUGUGAGAUGAGGAAAAAGAAAAGCAACACGGAAGUAGUCGAUGGGGAUUCAGCACCUCUAGAUCCCUCGCAGGAGAGCCUGCCCACCAUCCACACCUGGUCACCGCAGCGCACUCGCAAUCCCCGACGCUCCAAUCCUCAGCGUCCUCGGAGCACUUCAUCGCGUGCCGUGGUUCGCCAGCCCUACGGACCGCAGGACAAUUUCGUGUCCCGGCUUUUUGGGCGUCCGGCCCGCAGUCAGUACUACCGGACCAUCAAUCAGAACACGGCAACCCUCAUCCGGCGCCUCAGUCGGAGUAACCUGUUCAGCAGUCGGGAUCGGGAGCCCAGUUCUCCCACCACGCCGCCAACUUCUACAGCCAGAUUCUAUACGGAUGUGGUCGAAAAUGGUGCGGCGAGACCGGAGACACCGCCUCCAAAAUAUGGGGAUGUGGUGGUCAUCGAGAAUUGUGAUAACAAGUAAGGGAAACUCCUUUCUUGGAAAAGCUAACAUUCGAUUUAGCUAAUAAAUAAUCUAAGAUAUCGCUCUUCUCGUCCUUACCUCAUUUACAAAGUCCUGUAUAAGAUAAUCAACAAACAACCACUACUUCAAAUAAUUGUAAUCAAUUUAAAAGACAAAAUAUACGUACUCAAUAGUUUACCAGCACUAA
This is a messenger RNA of Drosophila rhopaloa, 1924 nucleotides long. RefSeq names its product matrix-remodeling-associated protein 5. Lineage: Eukaryota; Metazoa; Arthropoda; Insecta; Diptera; Drosophilidae. Gene Ontology annotation, cellular component: plasma membrane. The transcript is spliced from 4 exons. Gene Ontology annotation, molecular function: protein binding. The record is from RefSeq and is a predicted model, not a curated record. The coding region runs from base 85 to 1737 and encodes 550 amino acids.